AUGCCAGCCCUCACCACACAACAACCUGUCAAGGUCCACGCCAAAGUGAAGGUGUCGACCACGUCAGGCCCAUACCCCGGCAAGCUCCCCGUCCGCACGCGCACCCCGGAACCGGCCCCUCGCCCCCGCUCAGUCGUCCGAGAUAUCCUGAGCAAGCCGGAGCGCGAGCCGACGAUGGCGGAGCUGUAUCCUGGUCCCAAGCCGCCGCAGCGCACUCGCGACCCGGUGCCCCCCUCCCAGUUGAACCCUAAGAAGGUCCUCAAGAGCCAGACGGAGCCGGACAUGAAGAAGCUGUAUCCCGGCCCGAAGCUUCCGGAGCGCACUCGCCCGCCCGAGCCUCCCAGGAAGCGCGGUAGCUCUGUGAAGAGCGAGAGGCAGCCGAGCAUGCGCGAACUGUACCCCGGCCCGAAACUGCCGGAGCGUACUCGUGACCCGGUGCCUCCUCCCCCGUCCAGUCGCGGCAGUGUCAAGAAAGUUAUGAGCAUUCUUGGCAGAUCGUCGCGCAACUCGUCUACGACGAGUGUGUCCACCAAGCAAGGCCAGGGCAAGGCGCGUACCCGUCAUGGAAGUGACGUCUGGGACGACAAAGCGAACGGGUACUCGAAUGGGUACGCGAACGGUUACACGAACGGGUACGCAGAUGACAACACGGUGAACGGGCACGCGGACGGCAGCACGGUGAACGGGCACGCGAGCGAGAACACGGCGAACGGGCACGCCAAGCCGGAAAUGCAAGACCGCCAAGUCAUGACGGACGCCUACCUCCUGACGCCGAUAGAGUCUGGAGGUCUUGGCGGGCUCGGGCUCGAUCUGUUCGUGCACGAGCGCGACUCGCGCGAGCUGCGCGAACCCCCUCAGCUCCAGCAGGGUCGCGAGGAGCAACCUUCCAAGCUAAGCGCGGUGGGAGCGCAGAGCGUCGCCGGCGCUCUAAGCCACCUCAGCCUCUCGGCCGUACGGGCGCCGAGCCUGAAGCGCGUCCCGGAGACCAGUCCGGUCAGCACGGUCUCUCCGCUGCCUGCUCGGCGGUCGUCGCUCAUCGCGCCCCUAUCACCGAUCAUGCCCAAACCUGCGGAGGACAUCACAGUCACCCUGUGGACGAGGGACGGGGCGGCGUCGCCUGCCUCCGUGCCAUGCGAGACGGACAGUGAGAGCGAGCCCGACGAGGAGCCAGCAGUCACUAUCUUCCCGCGCGGCUCGUCUCGCCUCUCUCGUGCGCCCUCGGUCGUGAUCAGCGAGCACAACUAUGACUUUGCCGCUCGCGAGCCGUCCGUGUCUGCUCGAAGCCGUUUCUCGACCGCUUCGGGAUACUCAACCGCCAUGUCCGGAUACUCAACUGCUCUCACGGGCUACAGCACGGCGUACGAGGACUUGCCCAGCCCGGGCAGCGCCGACUCGGGCGGCUACGGAAACUACAACCUCUACGGCGCGAUGCCGGUAACGACGAGCUACAACCAAUUCGCGCCACCUCGCUCAGCGGUCAACUACACGGCUGCCGGCCGCCAGCGCCCGAACAGCUGGCACGUCUCCUCCACCCCGAGCCCCAGCUUCCCGUCCUCGCCCGUCCAGCCCGCGCAUCUCGUUCCCGCUGUCCCGGAGCGCGACGCCAAAUUCCUCCAGCCCCCCGACCAGUACUUUGUCGACGACGUGCAGCCUGUCGGUCCCCGCCCAAGCGUAGAGCUGGACAUCAAGCCUGGCUUCCGCGUGGAAUUCGACGAGGCGAGGCGCGGACGCCCCUUCUAG
Messenger RNA from Trichosporon asahii var. asahii CBS 2479, 1740 nucleotides. RefSeq lists its product as uncharacterized. The record is from RefSeq and is a predicted model, not a curated record. The transcript has 3 exons. Lineage: Eukaryota; Fungi; Basidiomycota; Tremellomycetes; Trichosporonales; Trichosporonaceae. Bases 1 to 1740 code for a protein of 579 amino acids.